Messenger RNA from Anastrepha ludens (Mexican fruit fly), 2754 nucleotides. RefSeq lists its product as uncharacterized. The transcript has 4 exons. The record is from RefSeq and is a predicted model, not a curated record. Lineage: Eukaryota; Metazoa; Arthropoda; Insecta; Diptera; Tephritidae. Gene Ontology annotation, molecular function: DNA helicase activity. Bases 1 to 2754 code for a protein of 917 amino acids. Gene Ontology annotation, biological process: telomere maintenance; DNA repair.
AUGAUUGAUACUGUCAUAUCGGCCGAAAUUCCAGAUCAAACCAUCGACCCAGGAUUAUUCGAAGUUGUCACGAAAAAUUUGAUUCACGGUCCCUGUGGUGAUAUUAAUCGAAAUUCUCCCUGUAUGAUUGAUGGUAAAUGUUCGAAACGUUUUCCAAAACAAAUGAUUGCUGAAACAAUUACAGGAGAUGAUGGAUAUCCACAGUAUCGUCGACGAUCAACUGAAGACAACGGUAAAUCAACUGUAAUUAAACUUCAAAAUCAAGACGUUGAAAUCGAUAACCGGUGGAUAGUUCCGUACUCACCGAUACUGUCAAAAAUGUUCAACGCUCACAUAAAUGUAGAAUAUUGCAAUUCUGUAAAAUCAAUCAAAUAUAUUUGCAAUUAUGUGAAUAAGGGCAGCGAAAUGGCUGUUUUUGGAGUGGCUCCUGAAAAUAGUCAUGAUGAAAUUUUGCAGUAUCAAAUGGGGCGCUAUAUUAGUACGAAUGAAGCUGUAUGGCGUAUUUUAUCGUUUCCAAUUCAUGACAGAUAUCCGGUUGAUGUACAUUUGACAGUUCAUCUUGAAAACGGCCAACGUGUUUACUUCACUGCUGCAAAUGCCGCACAAAGAGCAGUAGAGCCACGAGCAACUACACUGACAGCUUUUUUCCAGUUAUGUGAAACGGAUGAGUUUGCCAGGACUUUGCUAUAUUCGGAAGUGCCACACUAUUUCACAUGGAAUGCAUCAACAAAAAAAUUUCAACGUCGCAAACAAGGCACAUCUGUUGAUGGUUAUCCAGGUAUUUUUCGAACAGAUGCUUUAGGACGCAUUUAUACAGUUAGUCCAGCUAAUAUUGAUUGUUUUUACUUGCGACUUUUUAUCAAUGGUCAAAUGUGCGCCACAUACCGUGAAGCAUGUCAACAAUUGCAUUUGCUGGAAGAUGAUACGCAUUGGGAUGCUACGCUUCGUGAUGCAUCAAUUUCAUCUCCACCAAAUCCAAUUCGUAUGCUAUUUGCGAUCAUAAUAUCAACAUGUUUUCCAUCAAAUCCACUGGAAUUGUGGAAUAAAUACAAAGAUUUCAUGGCUGAAGACAUUUUGAUUCGACUUCAACAUCGUUACAAUGAUCCUGCAUUGCUGCUGACAUUGGAAAUGUAUAAUGAAGCCUUGAUAAUGAUCGAAGAUUUGUGCCUUACUAUUGCAAAUAAAGCAUUAGGGCAAUUAGGAUUGACUCAACCAAAUCGUCCAAUGCAUGAUUUAUUUGAACGAGAAUUGCAACGCGAACAGCAAUUCGAUCAUGAUGAAUUGCAUGCAUAUGACAAAGUGAUGCAAGCUGUCAAUGACAACACUGGUGGAUUGUAUUUUUUGGAUGCACCUGGCGGCACUGGAAAAACAUUUUUGAUAUCAUUGAUAUUGGCAACGAUUCGGUCGGAACGAAAAAUCGCAUUGGCACUUGCUUCUUCCGGUAUUGCAGCUACAUUACUUGAUGGCGGCCACACAGCACAUUCCGCCUUGAAAUUGCCAUUGAACAUGCAAGCAAUUGAAACACCAACAUGCAAUAUUUCAAGGAGUUCUGGAAUGGCUAAAGUCUCGCAACAAGCUUCGAUUAUUUUAUGGGACGAAUGUCCAAUGGCCCAUAAAAAAUCUUUGGAAGCCUUAAUUCGAACAUUGCAAGAUUUGAGACAGAGUCAACAGCUGUUUGGCGGUGCAUUAAUAUUGUUAUCUGGUGAUUUUCGUCAAACGUUGCCUGUUAUUCCGAGAUCAACACCAGCUGAUGAAAUUAAUGCAUGUUUGAAAAGUUCAUUUUUGUGGGCACACGUACAAAGGCUUUCGUUGACGACCAACAUGCGUGUGCGUCUUCAAAAUGAUUCAUCAGCACGUGAGUUUUCAAUGCAAUUGCUGAAGAUUGGCGAUGGAAAAAUUGCAAGUGAUCAAAAUGGGUUUAUCAUGUUACCGAAUAAUUUUUGCAUAAUUGUAACAUCAAAACAAGAACUCAUUGAUCGCGUUUUCCCAAAUAUUGUUCAAAAUUAUAAUAACCAUUAUUGGUUACGAGAACGUGCAAUUUUAGCACCAAAAAAUAUCAAUGUCAAUGAAAUCAAUUUCCACAUCCAGGAAAACUUACCAGGUGAUUCGGUAACAUAUAAAUCCAUUGAUACUGCUAUGAAUAAUGAAGACGCAGUCAAUUAUCCGGUCGAAUUUUUAAAUUCUUUGGAACCACCAGGCAUGUCACCGCAUAAUUUGAAUUUGAAAGUUGGUUCAUCGAUUAUACUUCUCCGAAAUCUUAAUACACCGAAACUUUGUAAGGGGGCGAGACUUUCAGUGAAGAAAUUGAUGCCUAAUUUAAUUCAAGCGACAAUUCUCACUGGCAAAGCAAAAGGUGAAAUUGUACCAAUACCACGCAUCCCAUUAAUACCAACGGACAUGCCAUUCGAAUUUAAACGUCUUCAAUUUCCUGUUCGGCUAUCUUUUGCUAUGACCGUAAACAAAGCCCAAGGGCAAACGCUCCAGAUUUAUUGUGGCGGUACAUUUGUCUGCGCUGUCAUUGUGCCAAUGCUGGCAAUUUUAGAAAAUCAUGAGCCUACUUCUCAAAUGAAUUUCGAUUUUGGUGUCUGUGCACGCACAUUGGCGACGCCACACACGCCACCACUGCGCAUACGUUCACGCCUCACAACUAUUGUGUGUUACAUACUUGGGUAUUUAUCGCCACUUUCUUUGGCUUUUUUUCACGCGCAAAUGCUAAUUGAAUUGAAGUCAAAUGAAAAUUACCUGAAAUGGUAA